CUCGGUCUCCAAGGCUAGUUUCCAGGAGGCCAGACAAACUCUGUGCAGGGAAGCCUGCAGUAACAAUGAGUGGUUCCCCACUGUGGACCCCAAAUGUGUAGGCACAGCUUUCUAUCCUCUUCAGCCACCUCACAGGCCCCCAAGAUGAUGCACUCAUCAGUGGCAGACCAAAUGACUCGGCUAACUCUGAAACUUUUGGAACAGAAGCUGGAGCAAGAACGAGAGAACAUGGAAGGGAGCUCUGAGGUCACCCACCUUGUGCCAGGACGCGAGGACAGGCUGGAUGAGGCACUGCAGAGCGCUCAGAGGAGGAGGAGGGAGCUACUGCUGAGACUCCGGGAACAGCAGCUCCUGAAUGAGUGCCCUGAGACCCACACCUGGAGUAGGGCAUGUGGAGGGACACUGGGGCCAGCUCUGCUCCCAGAAGCACCACCUGUGGGCAUCUACCCCACUGCCUCCCCAGCCCCACCAGCCCUGGAGCUACCAAGAAUCAUCCAACACCAGGUCCCCCAGCCUCCUGCCACCAUCAUUCAGCAGCUGCCUCAGCAGCCCCUCAUGGCACAGAUCCCGCCUCCACAAGCUUUUCCUGCUCAGAGGUCAGGAAGCAUUAAGGAAGACAUGGUGGAGAUGAUGCUGAUGCAGAACGCACAGAUGCACCAGAUCCUCAUGCAGAAUAUGAUGCUCAAAGCCUUACCGUCUGCACUGGCACCUGUGGGACUGCACUCUGCCCUGCAGGACCCUCGGGGGACACGCCCAGCUGUCCUGAGAGCUGAGAGGCAGAAGCCACCUGCAGUGCACCACCACCACCACUAUGUGCCUUCUGCCCAACUGCAGCCUGGCUCCAUGCCAGGCUCCCAGCUUAGUUCCACUGUGUGGCCCUCAGUGGUUGCAGCCACUUCCCUGCCACCUGCCACCAGCUUCCUGCCCACCAUGUGCCACGUGGCCAGUCCUACUGCUCUGCCUGCUCUUAGCACGCUGGUGUCUGGUGGCAUCCUCUCCUCACAGGCUCCAGGUGUAUAAGCCUAUUUACUUCAGCUUGGUAAGCAGCAAAGUCUUUCAUCUUUGGUCCCUUACCACGAUCCUUCUGGAAAACCAGGUGACUCCCACUCAGAGGAAAUACAAGGGUUUCACCAGGACAGAAUCUAAGACAACAGGGCCCAGCAUGCAUACAAGAAAAGAUCCAAGGUUUCCGUCACAUAAAAACAUAAAACAGGGCUGGAGAUAUAGCUCACGGCACAAGUGCCUGCCUGGCUAACUUGAGGUUUUGAGUUCAAUCCCCGGUACCAAAAAAAACACCAAAAAGCAAAAAACCCCCAAAAGCCAGGGAUUUAGCUCAGUGGUGUAAGUGCUUGCCAGGCAAGUAUAAGGUUAUGAGUUCAAUCCCUAGCACCAAAAAUACAAAACAAAACAAACCCAUAAAACAUUAUAGGGGUGGUACAAAACAAAGUCACACUGGGGCUGGGGAUGCUGCUCAGUGACGCAGUUGUCUACUUAGCUUAGUCUUCAUGCUAUGAGGACUGGCAUGGGGACCUUACUGGUUGCAUGUGUGGAAUGGUCCUACAUCAGUGUGAGUAAAGCAAGUGGAACACAUAUGCCAGGACUCUGGGUUAUAGUCUACAUGGGAGAGGACCCACAUACUGCCUAUAUAGCCUCUGUUGAAGACCAGCAGCCAAACUCAGCCCCAGCUCAACAGGGCCAGCAAAGCAGGGGGUGGGGAGGGGGGGAACGCACAGGCUUCUCUACAGUCUGUCCCUUCUGCUUUGUUGGGACUGGGAUUCGGGUAUAGCUACCUAGCUACUAUAAUGCUGUUUCUACUUUACUGGAGGAAUCAGGUCCCCUUGCAUUUUAAUGUUAUUUUUUAAAGAAUCUUUUAAACUAUUACACAUAAAUUUCUAUUUCUUCCUUUUCAGGGCCUCUCUUUUCCUUGGUGGUAUGUGGAUUGAACUCAGGGGUCUUCGCAAUGAGUUACAUCCCAAAACUCUUUUUUUUUUUUUUUUUUUGAGACAGGAUUUCGCUAAGUUAUUAAGUUGCCCAAGCUUUCUUUCUUUUUUUGGUGCCGGGGAUUGAACUCACGACCUCGAGUUUGCCAAGCAGGCACUUAAGCUGCUGAGCUAAACCCCUGGCCCCUGAGCUCCAAUUUUUUCUUUUUUUUUUUAUCGGUACCAGGGAUCGAACUCACGACCACCUGCUUGCAAGGCAGGUGCUUAUGCCGCUGAGCUAAAUCCCCAGCCCCAAGCUCCAAUUUUCAAUUCUCCUGCCUCAGCCUCUCAGAGUGCUCAGAUUACAGGUGUGGGCUAUCAUGCCUGGCUCAAACUAAGUAUUUGUGAAAUGAUUCACUAGCAGUGUUUAUGUCCUUAAAACCUUACAGGUUGAAGGGAAGAUGAGUCAGAGAGGCUUCACAGUGGCUUGGAGCCCCACCUCUGGCUAAGGCUCUCAGGUGAGCGUCAGAACCUGAGGAGCAGGGUGUGUGCCCACGUGGACGGGUGGAUGGAGAGUGACACACACCCAGCUCUGGUGGUGGCAUCGUUUCCCUCACAGUCAUCUUCCAGUGUGCCCCUGAAUGUAAUUCCAGAUUCUGUGUAUUACAAGCAUGAAUUAAAGGCUUGACUUGAUUUCCUA
Messenger RNA from Cavia porcellus (domestic guinea pig), 2619 nucleotides. RefSeq names its product chromosome unknown C21orf58 homolog (gene CUNH21orf58). The transcript has 8 exons. NCBI's taxonomy places the organism in Eukaryota, Metazoa, Chordata, Mammalia, Rodentia, Caviidae. Bases 94 to 1020 code for a protein of 308 amino acids. The record is from RefSeq and is a predicted model, not a curated record.